CUGCGGCCAGGUGGUGCACGAAACGAGAGGGAAAAGUAUCCCGACCGAGCGAGGAAGAGAAUAAUUAUCGCAAAUCACAAAUGUGGAGGAAUGGGAAGAUCAAAUAGCUGCGAAUAUUUGAAUUAAUCGAGUCUGGUGGUAUCGAAACAGUUAGAUUCCGGUAAUGUCUGAAGACAAAAAGGCAAUUAAACCAGAAAGUGAACAGAUAAAUUUGAAAGUAGUGGGACAGGACGGAAGUGUAGUUCACUUUAAAAUCAAGAAGCAUACACCACUUCGAAAAUUAAUGAGUACAUACUGUGACCGUGCGGGACUGAACGUGCAAAACGUGAGAUUCCGCUUUGACGGACAACCGAUCAGCGAAACCGACACGCCGGCAGGUCUGGAAAUGGAAGACGAGGACACAAUAGAUGUUUUUCAGCAGCAGACUGGAGGUCACACAUACGAUCAUUUAGGAAGAAGAUAAUUCGUCUCUGGAAACAAUCUUCCAUUUACACGAUUUUAAAAUUCUGCGUAACUUAAAAAAAAAAAAAAAAAAGAAAAAACGUUUUUGUUUAGCAUUGUGGUUUCCUCUUAGUUGUCGAGUGUGUUUUACAUUAAUUUGAGUACUGUUGUAAGUUUUAGAAAUGACGUAUAAAAUGUUUAAUGAACAAAGAUUGUCAACAGAAUUCAUUGAAAAAUGUGUGAGUACGUAAUGUUUUAAUAAACUGAAAUUCAAGUAAA
Molecule: messenger RNA, 720 nt
Organism: Centruroides sculpturatus (bark scorpion)
Lineage: Eukaryota; Metazoa; Arthropoda; Arachnida; Scorpiones; Buthidae
Product: small ubiquitin-related modifier 3-like
Exons: 3
Coding region: 164-463 (99 amino acids)
Biological process (GO): protein sumoylation
Cellular component (GO): nucleus
Molecular function (GO): ubiquitin-like protein ligase binding; protein tag activity
Source: RefSeq, a predicted model, not a curated record